CUUUGGAAAACGUCUUAAAAGUGGUUCUGUGAACCCUUAAAUCAUCUUUCCCAAAGAAAGGCGCAUACCUACUGGACAUGGAAUUGCAGGUCACUGCUGCCACAUGCAUUGAAUACGUGCUGCGAGGCAAUGUGGUACGCCGGUAUGUCAUUGUCUUUGAGGAAAAUGAGACGUUUACUUGAAGCAAAACGGUGCACGGUUGAAGUGUUGAGUAGUGCGAGCUCGUCUCGACAGUCACUGUGGAGACGCGUAAAGUUUUCAAGACCACAAUAAUGGCGUCGUGUUAAAAAAGAAAUGAGACCAGGCUUGAGUUUUACGAAACUACAUUUAAACAUUUUGGAAGAGCGUCCCGUUUCAAGCUGACCUUUCUCACGACGAAACCAAAGUUCAGUUUUUUUGACCCUGACAUCUUAAAAACCCUCAAACAUGCAGCAAUUACAUGUGAUUUUUGUCUUGAUCGUUAUCUUGGCGCUGUUAAGAGUCGACCUACAGUCGGUUCAGUAGCCAUGUAGGGACCCGCAAUAGAGAGGAAGAGGGGGAGAAGGGGAAAGAGUAGCAAGCAUUUAUUUAAACAGCCACUACCCCACAGAGACACAGAACAUCCUCGCAUCCCGAAAAUUGCUUUUUCCCACAGAAAACGUGUCCCUUUCUGUAAGGGCGCCGCAUCGUCCCCGCAACUCAGCAGCUGCACUUAUCGGGUCUGGUAGCUGGAGCCUAGCCAAAACAAGUCUGUCUGUUUAUUUGUGAGUAAAAGCUGUCUUUGUGGAGGCUGAAGAAGUGAAACUUUAGACACUCCCAAGACAAGCAGCGAAUAUGUAUAUUUGGGAGCAGACUUUUAAAAUGCCGUGUUGAUAAAUAAAUGCCUAAACGGCAUUAAGUCUUGCAAAUGGAGCUCAUUUUGACUGAAUUCUCCCAUGAGUCCUGCUGCCGCCAGCAGACAGCAGGGCUACUGAGUGAGAUAAAGUGUAAUUAGGGGAGACCUAAUGGCCGAGGGAGGGAUCCUCAUUAAGGUUGCAUGUGGACCAUGCGAAAGACCCUUGGGGACAAACCAAAUACUGUUUUAGAAACCCGUUCUAGACAGUCCAAAAGUCUUUUCACAUUUUGCCUCACAAACUUUUAAGUAUUUUAUUGGUAAUUAAUGCGAUAGACAAGCACUGAGAAGUUUCUUUGUGUCUACAAAUAAAAUCAGAAAAUUGUGGCAUCCUGUUGAAUUCAGUCGCCUUGUGCAAAUAUUUUGCAUAGCCACUGUUACAUCGAUAGAAACGCAGCCAUAAGAGGUCACAAGCCAGUGAUUCCUCGUACCAGUCCCACUUCUGGAAAAUGCAGAGGGUUGCGUCAGGAAGGGAAAUCCAACAUACAACCUAAACCUGAUCAAAUACGUGACUCACAAACAUCAAUUCUGUACGGGAUUGGUUGAGGCCGGGGUCAAUAAUGCCCUCCAGCGUCGGCAUCGUUAGCAUCUACUGCAGUGAGACUCCAUCUGAUAGGCAAAAUAUACUAUUUAUGUGAGAUUAUGACAUGUGGAAUGUAAUACUCAUAAUAUUAUGCACACUGACGAUGCAUUUGAAGCCCUGUACUUCGAUCUUUUGCACCUGUAACUAGCUUCCCCGUCGUGUUUUGCAUGGUCUCACCUGACUAGAACUUGCUUGCAGUAUCCUUCACCUGGCUUUCUUUCAAAACAAGUAACUAGUACUGAUGUGACAAUAGUGUUGUACUGCUUUGAAGAGAAUAUUUCCUGCAUAUUUGGAGCAAUCCUGCCCAUAAAAAGUUCACCGCCCUACUUAAAAAAGAACUUAUGCAAGAACAAUAUGUCUUCAUAAAACUGACAGAGGAAAUUGCUUGAAAGCAAGAUGUGCUCUUCUGUGUGUGUGUUAACUGAAGAGGACGGAAGUAACAGAUCUAAAGAAGGAGAUAAAGAGGCUUGUGUAUACACCAUGAUACCAACACAAACAGGAGAUUCGGCCUCGAUAAGGAAAUGAAGGAAAAGGGCGCAGCUCAAAUAAACCAUAACCGAUGCGCCAGUGCAUCCCUCGCCCUCGUCGCUCUCCAACCGAAAUGCUCGCUGGACACACACGGGGAGAUGAAAGUCAGAGGGCAGCUGCGGAGGCAUUUCUGAAAGAGCAGCAGGGAAAGGCAUUCCGUGAAUGUUCUCAUCAGAGUUGGAAUCAGGACUUAAACACAGCCCAUCAAGGCUCACAAGAAUUCUCUGAGGUUGCAGAGCUCUGCUGCAAAAGAACAACAGCGGACGUUUAGGUCAGACGCUUCGCAUCUGAGGGAACAAACGUGACACCCAAGGCAAUUACAGGUUACGGUGGAGAGAGGAUCGGCCAGAGGUGGCUCAGAAAUUGGGACUCUGGGUGUGGGAGCUCUGCGCUCCUGUGGUGGACAAGUGAGGCAGAGCAUCCACAGAUGUUCAGAUGGAGAUUUAGUGUCUGUGAGGUGGAGGCUGACUGCGCAGUGAGAAGAGACAGUACAGGAAAAGCAAGGAGUUCUUUUUCUGUGAGGAAUGAAGGGCACGGAAGACAAGGUCUGGUAGAUCCUCAACGAGACUUUCGUUCAUUUUCAGGAUGAAGAAGAGGUAUGCCUUUUGGAGUCAGCUGAGGAAAAAGUAACUUCUUUGAGUUUUUCAUAACACGUUCGUUUCUUAGAGAUACCAAUGAAGGAAUCGGAUCAAAUCAAAGACCUGACCUGGGAUUUUGACCAAUCCUGGGACUCGAUCAUUAAACCGGCCGCGUGCCUUUGCCUCAACACCUUGGAUUUCUCUGACCUCUUCGAUGAAGACGACAGUGAAGAGGACGAGCGGCUCCUUACAUCACCACCAAGUCAACACCUGUCCGUGGCACCUCCCCCGCCACCUCUUCCACCACCUCUUCCUCCGCCUCCCGCUUUACCUUCACCAUCUAAAGGUGCAGGGAUUAAGAGCCACACCCUGAAGCUUCACUGGAGGGAGCUCCAGAACCUGACCCCGCUUCCCAGGAUGACGCGGUUUGGGAAGCAGACUAUAUGGGCCGGGCUGGAGCCAGUGCAGUUGGACACGAACCGUCUGGAGUAUUUGUUUGAGUCUAAGGCCACCAGCACCAGUUUUAUGGUGGUUUCUGGGCGGCAGAAGCAGUCGUCUAUUUCAGUGCUGGGCAUGAAGCGCAGUAACAUCAUAACCAUCGCCCUGAGCAGCCUGCCUCCGCCUCGCCUCCUUCCUCCUGCUAUCUACAGCAUGGACAGCAGCGUGCUGGACAGAGAGGACCUUCAGCGACUGGAAGCUCUGAUCCCAACAGAGGAAGAGCUUUGCCUGAUCAACGAAGCCAAGGCCCAGAACCCCCACGGUUCCCUGGCCCAGGCUGAACUGUGCCUGCUCACUCUGGGGGAAAUACCUCACCUGAGUACGAGACUUCAGCUCUGGACCUUCGCUCUGGACUACGACUCCUUAGAGAAGGAAAUCGCUGAGCCUCUGUUCCACCUCAAGCUGGCCAUGGAGCAGCUGGCCGCCAGCCAGACCUUCAGGUGCAUCCUAGCGACCGUGUUAGCCAUCGGUAACUUUCUCAACAGCUGUAAGGCCCGUGGCUUUGAGCUGAGCUACCUUGGAAAGCUGUCCCAGGUGCGGGACACGCACACGCGCCAGCCUCUGCUGCACCACGUCUGCGUGCUCCUGCUGCAGCUCUACCCACAAUCCUCUGACCUCUACUCUGACAUCACCGCUGUCACUAAAGCCGGCAAGUGUGACUACUCUCUAGUCCAGUCCAACUUUGCGCAGCUGGAGGCCAUGUGCAAAGCAUCAUGGGAGCAGUUGAAGGUUCUGGAAAAGGCUGAGGAAAAGAGGAAAGGAGGAAAAGGGGAUAAGCGGAAAGGUAAAGACGUGGAGAUGUUCGCUCCAGAGGGUUCGCUUCGUCACAAACUGCCCAAGAUCCUGAAAGAGUGCGAGGAGCGGCUGAAGGUCCUGAGAGCCGUCCACCGUCGGGUUGUCAACAGGUUCCACUCGUUCCUCAUGUUCCUGGGUUACUCCCGAGCCAUGGUGCGAGACACCAGAGCGGAGGACUUCUGCAGGACCAUCAGCAACUUCUCGCUGGAGUACCGGUCCACGAGGCAGGCCGUCCUCCUGCAGAGGGAGCGGGAGAGGGAGCGGCAGAAGAUCGGAGGUGAAAGCCCGGGGCCCAGUACGCCUGUGGGUAGGAGGAAAGGUCAUCUAACUCCAGCGUUACAGGAAAGCGACGAGCAAAGCCGCCUGGAGGAAGUGCUGAGAACGCCGGAGUCCGUUCCGAAGAGGGAUGGAACUUUACCACGAAGCCGCCGACGGAUGGCUGACAUCAAAGAUUCGUUUUCAAGAAAACUGAAGGCAUGACCUUGCCGACGUUCCCUUUUAGUCACUGGAGAAAGUUAUUUAUGAUGUUGCCAUUACACUGAACUGUUGAUCUCUUAUGUUCCCAUAUUUUACCGCGUUUCAAGGCAGAGCUUUUGUGGAAUACAAGGGAAGCUUUGCGUUGAGGAUCAAUUUUGUCAUUUGCAUGAGACAAACCAUUGCUCUUGUUGUUUUUAUAAAUAGCUAAAUUAAAGUUCGAUUGGGGAAAAAAAAGUAUCCUUAUGAAGAAAAGCUGAUGCUAAUAGCUUAGAUUUCAAUCCGUUUUCGACUAUCAAGCUAAAGCAACAGCUAAAGCCAGAUGUUUACAUAGACAUAUUUUUUUCUCACUGUUUGGUACUUAAUGCAAUAAAGUUUUUCUGUUUUCACUCAAAAAUAUCACCACCAUUGUGUGACAGCAAGAAAUGUGCAUUUGUGUAAUAUUUUAUUUUGCAUUUAGCGGUCAUAAAUUGCUGUUGUUUGUAGUAAACUGAUUUUUUUUUUUUUCAAAUAUGCAUAUUAAUGUAUGUGUGUUUAGAGAAAAUAAAUAAAAUGAAGGAACAAAGGAA
This is a messenger RNA of Xiphophorus hellerii (green swordtail), 4896 nucleotides long. Its product is annotated as FH1/FH2 domain-containing protein 1. The record is from RefSeq and is a predicted model, not a curated record. The transcript is spliced from 9 exons. Gene Ontology annotation, cellular component: cytoskeleton; cytoplasm. Gene Ontology annotation, biological process: cortical actin cytoskeleton organization. NCBI's taxonomy places the organism in Eukaryota, Metazoa, Chordata, Actinopteri, Cyprinodontiformes, Poeciliidae. Bases 2657 to 4333 code for a protein of 558 amino acids. Gene Ontology annotation, molecular function: actin filament binding.